UCCAUAAUGCUCGUUAUCGGGGGUUACUUUCAUGCUUAUUAUUCCACCUAAAAUGUAUAUUACUUAUGCCAAUUAUCAUAGUAUCAGGUUCUUUCUUUUUUGUUUGGCCUUUUUUUGUUAGCGGUACAGCCUGUUUUUUUUUUUUUUUGCCUGUGUACCGCAAAAUGCUUGCUAAAAUCUACGAGAAUUUGAAUCUAUCCAGCUCGAAAAAAGAGAUACGUAUUAUACACCUCCUACCUGCAUUGAAUUGGGAAGACGGAAUACAAUGCAGGUUGUCAGUUGUAUGCCUCAGCAAUGAUGACAGACUACAAUAUCAAGCACUGUCGUAUGUAUGGGGGGAUGCACGAAUAACUAUCCCCAUUGAUGUCAACGGGUUUCGCUUUGAUGCUACCAAAAACCUUGUGGAAGCCCUCCGCGCACUCCGGUUGCAGUCGGAGGAGAGGAUUUUAUGGAUCGAUGCGAUUUGCAUUAAUCAGGCGAACGUUGAUGAGCGUAACCGGCAAGUAAGCAUGAUGACCGAGAUCUACCGCAACUCCCUCUCGACUGUAGCUUGGUUAGGGCCUAGCCAUAGAGAAUCGGAUAAGCGACCACCAGAACAAUGUUAUGAUGCCAUGGAAAGCCCCCUCAUUGUCGACACAGAUCUGGCAUCUUCCACUGACGAGGCACGAGAUGUGUGGACAGAGUUGCCAGAAAAUCAUCACCUACAAAAAGGCCCAUUUGUGCUAUGGAAGUGCCCGGAGACUGAUAUAUCACUAGUUGACUCGUUCAGAAGUCUUCGAGUAAUGGCUCUGCCGCAAUUCCAUAUCUUUCCAGAGUUCAACCAGCCUAGUUGGACAACGGAAUCUUAUCAGGCAGUCUCAAAGGAAAUGCAGUUGAUCAUUAGAUACAUGGGACCGGUAUCCAGCGUCCCUUGGUGGUCCCGAAUAUGGACAGCUCAAGAGACGGUUCUGCCCAAGGACUUGCAAUUCAUGUGUGGGCCGUAUGUUGUGUCCUACCGUGUGUUCGACCAAGCUUGCAAUGCCUGUAACAAUCGAAUGGUUGUGUACACCGCAAUGCAAAACUCUGGAGACCCUGGUUUCGAUCUUGAUCUUUCCCUGUUGGAGAGUUAUGUUGGAAAUAUGGCCUCGAUCAACUUGUUUCGAGCGUUGUUUCAUCUCGGGGCUGGUUCCGUUGGCCUCGAUACUAUAUGGAAGCCUAAAAACUCUGGUGAGCUAUGUGUUCGAGAACUGUUCACCCGUUUUAGUUCGAGGCUAGCGACCGACCCAAGAGAUAAGGUUUUUGGAGUUCUCGGCCUCGCAUCGCCACCCCUCCAAGAACAGCUCAUUCAACCAGACUACAGGCUUACUGUAUCACAAGCGUAUCAACUAGCGCUUGUUUCAACCACAAGAGCUAGUAGUCAUCUGGAUCUUAUACCGUAUGUCUCGGGAACAGACGUCGAGUUGGAAACAGAUGGCGCAGUCAGGCCCAGUUGGCUGCCAGUAUGGAACGAUUCGACUGACAAACUGGCAGAUGUAGUCAUCACAAGAGAAUGGGAUCUUAAUUUGGUAAACCAAACUGGUGACUGGAAAGACUGCAAUAUGACCUACGCUUGCAUUGGUCUUUUGAAUCUAUACUCCGAUGGAGUUUUGGAGCUGCAGGGGCACAGAAUUGCGACGGUAUUGGACGUUGAGCCCACAGGCGAUGCAAAGAAAAAAAGUUCUUCAGUCACGACGUCCACGAUGCGUAUCUCAAGAUCCGUUAAGAAAGGAGAUGAAUUGUUUUACAUUCCAGGUUCAGAGUACCUGGCGAUAGUGAGGCCACAGAGAUACAGACCUAGUGCGGCAAUCACAUGGCCUCAGGGAUAUGGAAAUCAAAUUCAUGAUUCCCAAUCCAGGCCAUCGAAGAAUAUUUAUCACUCUUGGGUAUGUAUAGAGAUGGGACAAUAUCUGAACCGGGGGAAUCAUAAAUUGCAACAGUGGGAAAGAGUACCGUUGACAUCGAUAUAUCUUCAGUAG
Messenger RNA from Periconia digitata, 1994 nucleotides. Lineage: Eukaryota; Fungi; Ascomycota; Dothideomycetes; Pleosporales; Periconiaceae. The record is from the annotation of a GenBank genome assembly.